AUGUCGUUGUCUUCUCUGUUGGACUCGCCUGUCCGUCUGCUGGAGGGUCAGUUCAUCAGAAAGUCUCUGCAGCAGCCCAUCCCUAUAGCCGGGCCCAGUCGCCACUGCCCAGUCGCCACUUCCCAGUCGCCACUGCCCAGUCGCCACUGCCCAGUCGCCACUGCCCAGUCGCCACUUCCCAGUCGCCACUGCCCAGUCGCCACUGCCCAGUCGCCACUUCCCAGUCGCCACUGCCCAGUCGCCACUGCCCAGUCGCCACUGCCCAGUCGCCUCUGCCCAGUCGCCACUGCCCAGUCGCCACUGCCCAGUCGCCACUUCCCAGUCGCCACUGCCCAGUCGCCACUGCCCAGUCGCCACUUCCCAGUCGCCACUGCCCAGUCGCCACUGCCCAGUCGCCACUGCCCAGUCGCCACUGCCCAGUCGCCACUGCCCAGUCGCCACUUCCCAGUCGCCACUGCCCAGUCGCCACUUCCCAGUCGCCACUGCCCAGUCGCCACUGCCCAGUCGCCACUUCCCAGUCGCCACUUCCCAGUCGCCACUGCCCAGUCGCCACUGCCCAGUCGCCACUGCCCAGUCGCCACUUCCCAGUCGCCACUUCCCAGUCGCCACUGCCCAGUCGCCACUGCCCAGUCGCCACUGCCCAGUCGCCACUUCCCAGUCGCCACUUCCCAGUCGCCACUGCCCAGUCGCCACUUCCCAGUCGCCACUGCCCAGUCGCCACUUCCCAGUCGCCACUUCCCAGUCGCCACUGCCCAGUCGCCACUGCCCAGUCGCCACUGCCCAGUCGCCACUGCCCAGUCGCCACUGCCCAGUCGCCACUUCCCAGUCGCCACUGCCCAGUCGCCACUGCCCAGUCGCCACUGCCCGGCAAGAGAGUAA
Molecule: messenger RNA, 879 nt
Organism: Oncorhynchus masou masou (cherry salmon)
Lineage: Eukaryota; Metazoa; Chordata; Actinopteri; Salmoniformes; Salmonidae
Exons: 2
Coding region: 1-879 (292 amino acids)
Source: RefSeq, a predicted model, not a curated record